Molecule: messenger RNA, 7034 nt
Organism: Passer montanus (Eurasian tree sparrow)
Lineage: Eukaryota; Metazoa; Chordata; Aves; Passeriformes; Passeridae
Gene: MARCHF8
Product: membrane associated ring-CH-type finger 8
Exons: 9
Coding region: 699-2405 (568 amino acids)
Biological process (GO): immune response; antigen processing and presentation of peptide antigen via MHC class II; protein polyubiquitination
Cellular component (GO): cytoplasm; late endosome membrane; early endosome membrane
Molecular function (GO): ubiquitin protein ligase activity; MHC protein binding; zinc ion binding
Source: RefSeq, a predicted model, not a curated record
GUGCUAGAACAUAGACCUGUUCCCAGGCUGCUUUUGCACAGUCUUAGCUGUUCUGAGGAUACAUUAAUUCAGCAUGCUGGAUGAACUUUCUAUAUUUUCAGGAUGAGUUUGUUUUGGUUUAUUUAUUUGUUUAUUUAAACUUUUGUUAUUUUAGAUCCAACAUUUUGUACAAGCGUCACACGUUCAAGGGUGAAAGGACUUCCCAGCUGCUGAGGCUGUUGCAUGUACUUUAGGCAAUGUACCAAAGUGUCUGACAGACUGAUUUCCUUACUGCUCUUCCAAACACUGACAUCAGUUGGGAAGGCAGGGCGCUGCAGGAAUAUGACAACUUCCAGUAAUAAUGCUGCUCAAGGAAGGAGUUGAAGGUGGUGGUUACAAGCCCUGAAUUGAUCCUGCUGCAUAAGAAAAAGCAGUCUCCUGCUAUGGAUCUUUCCUGAUGUACAGCUCAGUCAGCUCUAUGGGCCUGACUGAUAGCUAGCUUCAGAAAGUGUGAAUAAUAGAGUGUGCGUGGCUGUCUGCCAGGAAAAAAUGAAAACAGGAACAAGGCCCCCAAUUUGAUGUGCUUCAAGUUUGGAUCCUUCUUUGCAGGUGCCCAAUUCCUCACCUUUGAAUCAGUUGCAAGGCCUUACAAUGGCACAGAAUGAGCACUGCGUUCAAGCCUCCUUCCUGUAAAUGAUAGGACCAAACAAGGCGGUGUGAUGAACAUGCCACUGCAUCAAAUCUCUGUCAUUCCAGCUCAGGAUGUUACCUCUUCCAGAGUCUCCAGGAGCAAGACCAAAGAAAAAGAAGAACAGAAUGAGAAGGCUUUGGGGCAUUCCGUGAGCCGCUCUAGUAACAUCUCAAAGGCUGGAAGUCCAACCUCUGUCUCUGCCCCUCAUAGCUUCUCUCGGACUUCUGUUACGCCAUCCAACCAGGACAUCUGCAGUUCCAGUGCAGUGUUUUCUGAGUGUUGUCAUCACAGUCCAGUGCAGUCUGCUGUUGUCUUGAAAAAUCCGCACUGCCCGAGCCCUCUGACACAAGGGGUCACUGUGACAGUAAUCUGUCAGGACACGUUACAUGCAGCAAAGAGAAACUCCCGUGGGCAGGAUCGGGGCCAGGCACUCAGGUCUGCAAAGAAUGUAAAGCCCAGCCGCACCCUGAAAUUCUCCAAGUCCCUCAAUGACGUGGACCAGAAGGCGCAGAGCACCAGCGAGUGCUUUGAUUAUGUGGAGCGAACACGCUCAGAAGGCAAACUGACCCUGAAUCAAGAGCAGUGUUUAAGGAUUAACAAAUUUCAUCUUAAAGAGAGGAAACCGCUGAAUCUCAGGCCUCUUUCUUUUAGCAAUUCUAAGCACUCCUAUAUCCCUUCCCUUUCCAACUACUCAAGUGCAUCGGGAGGAGCAGAGAACCACAGCGCUGUACAUAUCCCCCUGCUGGAGGACAAGGUGGACCAUGACUCCUCAAGGAGCAAAAAACUGUUGCGUUACCUUUUUUCCUUCUCCCACACCUCCAGCAUCAGCAGCCUGCAUAAAUUUCACGAACUGGAGAGCUAUUCCAGUCACUUCCAAGCUGACAAAUCCUCCAGCAUGCUGGUGGAAAGCACAGACUUCUGCUCUGAUGAUAUGGGAGAUGAUGACGUCUUUGAGGACAGCACCUCAGUGAAACUCAAACCAAAAGAGCAGCGGGCACCACUCUGUUCAAUUGAGAAGGACAGUGACCUUGACUGCCCUUCCCCCCUCUCAGAAAAGUUACCCCCUCUGUCCCCUGUGUCCACAUCGGGGGAUACCUGCAGGAUAUGUCACUGUGAAGGAGAUGAUGAGAGCCCUUUGAUUACCCCCUGUCACUGCACGGGAAGUCUUCACUUUGUGCACCAGGCCUGCCUGCAGCAAUGGAUCAAGAGCUCGGAUACGCGAUGCUGUGAGCUGUGCAAGUAUGAGUUCAUCAUGGAGACAAAACUGAAGCCUUUGAGAAAGUGGGAGAAGCUGCAGAUGACAGCCAGCGAGAGGAGGAAGAUCAUGUGCUCUGUAACAUUCCAUAUCAUUGCCAUCACCUGCGUUGUGUGGUCUCUCUAUGUCCUCAUAGACAGGACUGCUGAGGAGAUUAAACAGGGACAAACUACUGGUAUUCUAGAGUGGCCAUUUUGGACUAAGCUGGUAGUUGUGGCUAUUGGUUUCACUGGAGGACUUCUAUUCAUGUAUGUACAAUGCAAGGUGUACGUACAGCUGUGGAAGAGACUUAAAGCUUAUAACCGAGUAAUAUAUGUACAAAACUGUCCGGAAACUAGCAAAAAGAAUAUUUUUGAAAAACCUGCACUAAUGGAGCCAAACUUCGAAAGUAAAGAAAUGUUUGGGGUUCACCAUUCAGACACAAACUCUUCACAUUACACAGAGCCAGAAGACUGUGCUGCGGAAAUCCUUCACGUCUGAUUGCUAGGUGGAAGGGGUAUUUCCCCAUGUCCUUGAAGAUUUGAAUAUCAUUGUUUACUGCAAACUGCUCUACCUUUUUAACAUCAGCAAACAGCUGAGGGCUGGCGGAUGAAUUUUUUACAUUUGUUUUCUUUGUUGGAAUUUUUUUAAAUCCCUUAGGCAUAUCUGUCAAUGUCAUUGUGGUUGCAUACCUCUCAACAUUUUGUGUCUCAUACUGGCUGAUCAAAGAGCCACAGGAUAUUGGGUAGAAUGAGCCUUGGGUUUGGUAUUAAGGAAGCCGCUAGCGAGCUGUCACCAACUUCGUGGAGUCUGUUACUUUAGAACAUGAUUCUUAAGUAAUUCUGGAGGAUGUGUAGUGUGGGGUUGGUUGGUUGGUCUGUUCUUUAUGUGUGAUGAAGGAGGUUGUCCCAGACAGUGAGAGAAAUGAGAGGGAGUCUAAUCUACCACUAACACUGCCACUAACAUUGUGUCUCAAACAGCAGGUGUAAAAUUUUGCUUUACAUAUUGCAAUGAGACUUACAAAGCAUAUAGCACUUUUAAAAAUCUUUAUUUUGUGAUAUAUAUGUCAAAUGAGAAUGAAACUUGAAAGAAUGUGUCAUUUUUGAAACAUUUCUUAAUUCUUUACCCCAUCUAUUCUUCUGAAACAUAAACCUCUUGCCUUAUAAAAAAAAAUUUAAAUUUCAGCCUGUGAUUUCCCACACACGCCCACAUUAUCUUACUAAACGUAACACUAAAAAUUCUGUCUCUUUGGGUUUCCCUUGAGGAGCAAUUUUCUUCAAAGGAUAUUGCACUUGUGACUUGUGUAUGAGGAGUAGUGGGUGUGUACAAUGUUUGUUUUCAGUGGUUUCAGUGUUCUGUUUUGGGGAUUGGUUUUGAUUUUUUUCCCUGACAGGUCAGACCAUCAACACACCUGUGCAUAUACACCUGAUGUAGUUUUCAUUCCAAACCAUUGGCAAAGGGUUUGUUGCUAUAUUGAUAAAAAUGUGAGCUGUUACAGAAAAAAGGAAACUUAGUUAAUACAGCUGAAACUGGUUUUCUUUCUUUAGUGCUGUGUCGUGUGUGAAAUACCCAAGAAUUUGAUGUUGGCAGAGGAGAUGCUGACAUACAAGUCUAGGAAGUAAAUAUCACAUUAAGUGGAUAAAUUUAAAAAUACCUGCUUGAUGUGAUGCACUGUGUGGUCAGAGAAUAGUAUAUAUCUGUGCUUUUGGAUUUGGGACUGGCUUUUUAAUCAGUCAGCAUUCAUGCAAAGAGAGGGACAGCUUUAAAAUCUGUUUGCAAGGCUUUUAGUUGCCCAAAGCCUGGGGUGUCUGCAGUUGAUUUGUUUGUCCAGUCUGUUUCACUGCACCACUGUCCAGCUUUAAGCCCUCAUUUAACCAAAGUCUCAGCGUGAUUAGAGCAGAAACGAAGCCCUAUGAAAAGUCAGCACAUGAGGCCUCUGCAUUUGAAAGCUGACUUUCCCUACCUGAGCCUGUCUAAAUCUCUGUCAAGUCAAUGAUGAUAAUAUGGCUGGUCUUAGUAUGAGUUGCCUGGACUUCUCAGGUAAAAGUUUCUGUUUACUUGUUGAGAUAGUGAACUAAAUUCUUAGCUCUAGUUCAAGUUUCACUUAGUGUUUUUGAAGUACAACUUUGGGUACAUUCUUUUCAUAGUAAAAGCAGCUGCUUUAAGACUUCUUAAUAUAACAGUAAGAGAUCAGGGAUUUUUUCCUUAAAAUGUAAUAUUAAUUUAUUUCUAAAUCAAUAUUUUAAUAGAAGGCAGAGAAGGGACUCUGGUAAGAGAACACUCAUCCCAAUGGUUUCUAGAAGAUGUUAGAGGAAAAGCACAUGUGCCUCUGUCACUUCAUGCUUGAAGCUGUCUGUGAUCUUCAUGAACAACAUGGUACCUUGUUCUUGAGAUGUGUUAAAACAUCCAGACCUCUGGGCAGUCCUGGUAAACUGCACUGACAUGGAUUUGUGUACUGUACUAGCUGUCAGGAUGUCCUGUGCUUAAGUGAUACAGGCAGACAAACCCUGCAUACCCUGCUAGUAUUGGGGCAGUCUUUGUGACCAUACACAUGCAGAGUUUUUUGCCUGUGCCUGUCAUAAUUCAAAGUGCAAUUACUCAAGACCUUUCCUGAGCUCUGCUGUGGAUCAUCCUCUUCUAUUUUGAGAACCCAGAUAAUACACUGUCUCAUUUUGUUUUCUGUAUUGUUCUGUGAAAGAUUCACUAGAUAAACUCAGGUGGGUUAAGUAUCAAGUCUUGCACACCUUCAUGAUGUCCUUCUGAAAUGGGCAAGUGCACAGGCUGCCUGUCUGUGAGAUGCUCACCUUACAGCUGCGAGAUGCACAGGGCCAGCUGCCGAGCGAUGCCGUGCGCGCGCUCUUCCCGUCUGCGGCCCGCGGGUGAAGUGAAGAUGGACGAGUCCUGGUGUGAAACCCGGCUGUUCCCCAGCUCACCUGAGCAGCUCUGGCACGAGCAAUGUUCUGACAUGGCCAAUACAGCGAAGAUGGACGAGUCCUGGUGUGAAACCUGGCUGUUCCCCAGCUCACCUGAGCAGCUGUGGCGUGAGCAAUAUUCUGAUAUGGCCAAUACAGCACACCACAACUUGCUGGUUCUGCUUCAGUCACUGUUGUACAGGGUUCUAAGGUGAAACAUUGCAAAAUCUCAUUCGGUGUUUUGGAAGCUGCAUGUGGAAUGUGCCAGGUAUUGUGGAGUAGUCAGGGUACUGAAGGUUUUUGCUGUGCCCCUGAGUAUCUUAACUUGUAAAGAAAAAUCAUCUCCAGCAAAAUCACUUGGGGAAAAAUACUUGUGAAUGAAAAUGUUUAAGCCAGUGUUGCUGCUAACAAUUCCCCAUCCCAGUAGUUCUUUUCGGAAUGAAAAUUAAGGUCUAUUAUUUAAACUCUUUAUACUGCUUAGGAAUGCUCAUACCAGGAAAGGCUGCAGAAGAGAUCCAUCUGUCAGGGGGUUUCAUUUAUGCUGGUGACACUUCUCAUGCUGAUUCUUGCUUGGUGUUGAUGGUGAGCUUCUGGAGAUGCAGUUCUCUGCUUCUGCAUGGUGCCAUCAAAUGUUUGAGAAGGCUGAAUGGUGCUUUUUUUCUUCUUUCUCCUCAAGAAGAUACUGUUGACUUUUUUCAGCUUCCAGCUGUGAGGCACUGAUGCCUGCUCAGGUGAGCUCUGUCCUUUCCAUUCAGAUGUCAGUAAGGGGAACAAUCACCCCCUGUUAGAUCAGGCUUUCCACUACUUCCUUCUGGCAGCUUUUGAAAUUACUGAAAUAGAAGCCUGGUCCUUGUACCUUGGCCAAAGUUAGCUUGAGUUACCAUGAGGCUUUUCUGAGACCAGAAUUUAAGUAGGAGGGAGCAUAGGCUUAAUGCCAUCUGCUACAGUCCCUUCCUUAGGUUGCCAGAGCCUUUUCUGAUAUGUCCAGUACCCCAGAUAACUGACCCCAUUCUAUUGACAGCACUCCUGUCCAAAAAGGCACCAUCUGGGCCAAGAAAAUUCCCCUUCUGUGUCACGUUUGAUGAAUCUGCCAGGUCAUGAACGUGCAUGAUGUUAGAAAUAUAGGUGUGUGCUGCAGGAGGUCAAUCCUGUGUGAGAGCUGAUGAGAUACUAAAUUCCUGUGGAUUCUCAGGACUUUUUUCAACUGUAAGCCUCUGUUUUGGGAGUGAGAGUGGUGUUUCAAAUGUGCUCUGAAGAGAUGGCCAGACCCUGGGACAGCACCCUCUGGUUGAGUGUCACUGAGAUUAGCUUUGCUUAAGCACUCUGUGAAGGGUUAGAGAAACACUGGGCUUCCGUGCUGUACCUGGGAGUUCCUGGCAAGCAGUUGUAACUCUGUUCAAGCCAGGCCUCUGUGAGUACUGAUCAGAGCACGAGGCCCACUUGGUGCUGUAAGGAAAGGGGCUGCUUGGCCUGCCUCUCAUGGGAAACCUUGGAAGUGAUGCAUGGAUGCCACCAAGUGCAGGAACUGGUUGCUUCUGCCCUAUGUGUGGCAGAAUAUGUAUCUGUUGCAAAGUAGGAGCCAGAUCCAAAUUUCUCCUAAAGCUGACGUGUGUUAAGAUACAGAUUUCUGGUGUGGUCUGCUCUGGAGACUGGCCAGCAAUGAAAAUUGGAAGGUCAGCGACUCUGAGUUGGGUCCCUCUUAGAUAUGGGUAAAAAGGGUAAAUACAAAAGCAAGGAUAUUGCUGGCUGGAUUUCCUUAGUGUUGUAUUAGAUACACUAAGAAAAUUUUUAAGUGGGACCUUUUAUUUUGUGAUUAUUUUUUAGUUUUGAGAUAUUGCGGUGUCUGUAUAUUCCAAUGAAGUACUGAAAACACUUGUCUUUGUAUAGAAGAUAACUGUUUAAAAAUUGCAGCUAAUCUUGUAUUUAGGUAAAACAUUUGUAGAUAGGUAAUUGUAUAAUAUUGAAGAACUUUACACUGGCAUGUGUUGUAUAACGUUUAUACAAGACACUUCAUACUUCUGCAGAAUUUUUUAGUUAUUAAAUUUCUAGUAACUUAAUGUAUAGUUUUGUAUCCUUUCAUGUAUGUUCGUUUUCUCAGUAUUACCACUUGCAGAAUUAUUUUUAGUUUCUUAAACUGUAAUUGGUUAUUUGUGUGUGAUACACAGGGUUAUUGACUGCAGCAAUAAAGUGUUUCUAUAAAAAAACAGAAAAACCCAAA